GAUCGAACCGUUUGGCUGGUGGGGCGCGAGCGCGAGGUGACGACGGCGACGCUUCAGUUGAGUGCGGGUGUAGUGCUCCUGCGACUUCGGCCUGUCCACUUUUUAGGGGGUGCCGAGGGGCGUGGGGGUACGGCCGUCCGCACAAUAAUCUGCGCUGCGCGGAAGAAGGGAAGGGGAAAAGCAGUUAAGCUUGAGCGCGCGCGACAGGGUCAAGUCGAGGGCCGGGGAAUCGCCGGAGAAUGGAGGUGGGCAGGGCUCCGCGACGACGGGUGUCCCCAGCGGCGGCGGCGGCGGCUGUGCCUUCGCUGCUUCUGUUCGCCGUUCUAUUCGGCGCCGGCGCGACGGCGCUGUACAAGCACGCGUCGUUCUUCGACCGCGAUGGCGACGGCGUCGUCUCCUUCUCGGAGACGUACGGCGCGUUUCGGGCACUCGGGUUUGGAUUCGGCCUGUCCAGCGUCAGCGCUGCCCUCAUCAAUGGCGCCCUUGGUAGCAAGUGCAGACCUCAAAAUGCAACGUCAUCGAAGUUGGAUAUCUACAUAGAGGACAUCCAGAAAGGGAAACAUGGAAGCGAUUCAGGGUCAUACGACGCCGAAGGAAGGUUUGUUCCUGACAAGUUCGAAGAGAUAUUCGCCAAGCACGCCAAGACUGUCCCAGACGCCCUGACGUCGGACGAGAUCGACCAGCUGCUGCAGGCGAACAGAGAGCCCGGGGACUACAGCGGAUGGGCUGGCGCUGAAGCGGAGUGGAAGACCCUCUACAGCCUCGGCAAGGACAAGGACGGCCUCCUCCGCAAGGACGUCGCGAGAAGCGUCUACGACGGGACACUGUUCCACAUGCUCGCGCCCAACUGGAAAUCUCCCGACGAGGAGGAGGAACAGGAACUAAGCGUGAUCCGGGAGAGCUGAACCGAGAGGUACAAGCAAAGUCUGGUUGAGAGAUAAGGACUCUGGGACCCUCUGAACAUGCUGUCAAGCAACAUGUACUACUAGCGGUGUGAACGGGUGGUGUGAACACUCUUUUCAUAUCACAUCAUAAAAAAAGGUGUGAACAGAUAUUUCAAUGUACAUUAUCAUAAAAUAAGAUAAAUUCAUAAUUCAAAUAAAAA
This is a messenger RNA of Zea mays, 1105 nucleotides long. Its product is annotated as caleosin related protein. Lineage: Eukaryota; Viridiplantae; Streptophyta; Magnoliopsida; Poales; Poaceae. Bases 240 to 905 code for a protein of 221 amino acids. The record is from RefSeq and is a predicted model, not a curated record. The transcript is spliced from 6 exons. Gene Ontology annotation, molecular function: monooxygenase activity; calcium ion binding.